Molecule: messenger RNA, 3174 nt
Organism: Daktulosphaira vitifoliae (grape phylloxera)
Lineage: Eukaryota; Metazoa; Arthropoda; Insecta; Hemiptera; Phylloxeridae
Gene: iav
Product: transient receptor potential cation channel subfamily V member 5
Exons: 18
Coding region: 53-2980 (975 amino acids)
Biological process (GO): calcium ion import across plasma membrane
Cellular component (GO): membrane
Molecular function (GO): calcium channel activity; protein binding
Source: RefSeq, a predicted model, not a curated record
UAUAAAUCACGUUAUAUAAGUAUUAAAUUUAAUUUUAAUAUGUUUCUCCUUGAUGGGUAAUAUAUGUUUAAGCUCAAAGGAAUUAACCAAAACAGCGGGUGGAUCAGUUUUGGAUCGAGUGAUUUCACAAGCUUCUAACGAAGAUGACUGUUUAUUAUACAAGUUGGCCGACUAUAAAAAAGGUGGUGAACUUAUUAACGUUUAUAAUAAUGGUGGACAAGAGGAAGCAGAAAAAUUUAUUUCGGAAAAGCUACAUGGUCUUAUGUAUAACAGUGGUAAAGGCCAAGUUAUAAACCGUAAUGAUUAUUUAAGAUGGAAGCAUCAGAAUCAAAAACAUAUUAGCAUAAAUUUAGAAAACAAAUUAGGUCCUCAUGACCCACUGAAAAAAUGGGUAGAUCAUUUAGCUUGUUGGCAGAUGCAAUACAGAGGGUCUUUAGGAGAAAGUUUAUUACAUGUUUUAAUUAUGUGUGACACAACAUUACACACCAGAUUAUCAAGACUAUUACUUAAAUACUACCCUAUAUUAAGCCAAGAUAUCGUGGAAGGCGAAGAAUAUUUAGGAGCCAGUGCAUUACAUUUAGCUAUUGCAUACAACAAUAAUGAUUUAAUUCAAGAUUUAGUAGAUGCUGGUGCAAAUAUAUGUCAAAGAGCUAUUGGGAGUUUUUUUUUACCUCGUGAUCAACAAAAUAAAGAACUUAAUAGCAAGCAUACCGAUUAUGAAGGUCUAGCUUAUCUAGGAGAGUUCCCGUUAGCUUGGGCUGCGUGUUGCGGAAAUCAAACAGUAUAUAAUUUACUAAUAGACACAGGAGCGAAUCCCGAUGCUCAAGAUUCAUUUGGAAACAUGAUUCUACAUAUGGUAGUUGUGUGUGAUAAACUUAGUAUGUUUGGUUUUGCCUUAAAACAUCCUAAAGUACCGGCGAGCAAUGGUAUUAUGAAUAUUGCGGGAUUAACACCUUUAACAUUAUCAUGUAAAUUAGCUAGAGCUAGUGUUUUUCGAGAAAUGUUAGAGCUAAGUGCACGAGAAUUUUGGAGAUAUAGUAACAUUACGUGUUCAGCAUAUCCUUUGAGUGCAUUAGAUACAUUAUUACCUGAUGGAAAGACGAACUGGAAUUCUGCGUUAUUUAUCAUUCUGGAUGGGACAAAAGAAGAACAUUUAAAUAUGCUUGACGGUGGAAUAAUUCAAAAGUUAUUAGAAGAAAAAUGGAAAACAUUUGCACGAAAGCAGUUUAUGAAGCGUUUGAUUAUAUUAUGCAUUCAUUUGAUAAUGUUAAGUAUAUCUAUUUAUUUAAGACCAGUUGAUCAAGAUAAACCUUUAUUAGGUCUAACAGAAAAUUGGCAAGAUAUUGCUAGAUACUGCUUCGAAGGAGGUACAGUAUUGGGAGUUUUGUCUUAUUUGAUAUUUCAGCAAGGUGGUGAGAUAUUAAAUCAGGGUCUAGUUGGAUUUUUAAAACAGACGUUCAAAGAACCAGCCAAAUUAAUAUUUCUAAUUUCAAACCUGUUAAUAUUGGCUUGUAUACCUCCGCGGUUACUGGGUGAUAAACAAUCAGAGGAAGCCAUAUUAGUUUUUGCAGUACCAGGAUCUUGGUUUUUAUUGAUGUUUUUUGCUGGAGCAGUACGCCUGACUGGACCUUUUGUUACGAUGGUCUAUUUGAUGAUUACGGGAGAUAUGUUAACAUUUUUUGUGAUAUAUUCAGUUAUUUUGUCUGGAUUCACACAGUCAUUUUUUUUCUUGUAUAAAGGUUCUCCAGAAGUUGCUUCGUCAUUGUAUAAAUCAUAUCCAUCUACGUGGAUGGCUUUAUUUCAAGUUACGAUGGGAGAAUACAAUUAUGCUGAUCUUAGUUACACUGUGUACCCUGCUCUAAGUAAAACAGUCUUCACUAUAUUCAUGGUAUUGGUUCCAAUAUUACUACUCAAUAUGUUGAUAGCUAUGAUGGGUAAUACUUACGCUCACGUAAUUGAACAAAGUGAAAAAGAAUGGAUGAAACAAUGGGCUAAAAUAGUAGUAACACUAGAAAGAGCAGUACCGCAAAAAGCAGCAAGAACAUAUUUAGAAGAGUAUAGUAUACAGCUAGCUCCCGGCGAUGAAACAAAUCCAGAACAAAGAGGUUUUAUGGUUAUCAAAUGUAAAAGUCAGACAAGAGCAAAGCAACGAAAAGGAGCUGUUAUUAAUUGGAAGAAAAGUGGAAAGUUAGUCAUUCAAGAGCUACGAAAAUUAGAAGGUACCGGUCAAAGUUUAAAAGACAUCAUUUGGAAAAGAUCUUCUCUAACAAAUUCAUCUCCUAUUAUAAAUAAAUUACAAGGAAAUAAAAAAGGAAAAGAAAAUUCAAAUAAAAGUAUUGACCAAUCUAAACUUUCGGGAGCACUCGAAGCUGCGUUAGAUGCAAUGGCUACAAAACAUGAUUUUAACAUAACUUCACCCAUAAUGCAAAAUAUAGAAGAAGUUCAUGAUCCUUUGAGACAGCUAGUCAUUAUGACAGAAAAUAACAAUAAUAUUGACAAUCACCAAAUCGAAAUUGUAGCAAACAAAGCUGCUAAAAUUUCUGUACAAAAUUUUACGACACCAAAAAAAAAUGUACAACAAGCAAAAAACGGUAUUGAAUCUAAAUCCUUAUUGGAUUUUCAAACAAAAUAUAAUUGUAUUAUACAUCAAUGUGAAAAUUUAUCAGUAAAUGAGUAUAAUAAAACUGUCUUGAAUACAAAAAGUAGGUCAACGCAAACAAGCAGCUCAGAUAUCCUACUAAAAAAUGAAACUCAAGUUUCUCGACCAAAAACUGCAAAAGUAAAUCGUGUAAUGCCAAUUCCAAAUUUCAAUGUAAAAAGAGGAAGUUCCGCACAACAGAACAAAAGGGAUCACUCCAAAGAAGAUCAAUCACAAUGUUAUUGCUUGAGCGGAAACAAUAUGCUACGCCCAUGGAGCACACAGGAUUUAGCACCACUAAGUACUAUAUUGGCGUGGGGUCCAAAUGAUGAUUUCAUUUAAAAUCUCAAAUAAUUACAAUUUUAAAGCACAAUAAGAUAUGUAUAUUUUUAUUAAAUACAUUGAAUUAAUUUAUUCAACAUAAUAUUUUUUACUUUUCUUAUUCUAAAAAUUUUAACUAAUUUUAUUAAAAUUACUACUUUUUAAAUAUAACUUCUUAAAAUGACAAUUUUCAACAAUCAUUUAUUUUUUUAUUU